Molecule: messenger RNA, 2569 nt
Organism: Rattus norvegicus (Norway rat)
Lineage: Eukaryota; Metazoa; Chordata; Mammalia; Rodentia; Muridae
Gene: Cdk2ap1
Product: cyclin-dependent kinase 2 associated protein 1
Cellular component (GO): nucleus
Source: RefSeq, a predicted model, not a curated record
UUCCCCUCCGGGCCUGGGCGCCUCCGGGAAACUCUCGCAAAGUUCUAGGCAGCUUUGGGCUGUGGCUAGGGGCUAGCCCCGCACCCCGAGGGAACCCGGUAUAGGGUUGUGAAACUGACUCUCAGAGGUGACCGGCUUUGUGUCCAAUUCCAGUACCCCCUCCUCCCAGACAUUUGGCUGUGAACACCCCCACCACCCCAAACAGAUGCGAAGUAGUGGGGACCAGGUUGGAUAAGGUCUUCGGGGGAGGGGAGUUGGAGUCGAAGUUGGUUAUGGUCCCUGUGUGUUAAAAAUCCCACCUAUGUUGGCACUUCCAAGUUGGAGGUCUUGUGUCCAAUGUUGAUCCCAGAACUCCAGAAACCCUCAAAGGGACCUGGAAAAGCUCUGGACGUGUGUUUAAACUUCUCUGCUCUUUGGGGUUUGGAAAAGGUUGAGAUUUAGGGUGUCAGCUUGGGAGAGUUGAAACGAUAGCACGUGGGCACAGAGAUCCCCCAAGAGCCUGCAGCCACUGUAUCAUUUCAAAUGGUUUCACCCCCAUUUGGGUGACAGGAUUUGUCGUCAGGAUUUUUGCCUCCCAGUCUUCUUGGUCAGUGUUUAGGAUGGAAGGGCAGUAGGUUGCGUUGCCAGCCUGAGGGAGACUAGUUUCCCGUGGGUCUCACACUGGGACAUUUUGGGGUGUGGGUCACAGUGGCAGGCCGCCCCUGGGACUCUGAAGCCCAGUUCUGGGCUUGCUAGCAUCUGUAUUCAACUAUAGUUCUUUCUCCUGUGGGGAAUGCCAGAAUGCGUGCCGGGGUCUCCAGGUGUCCGGCAUUUUGGUGGGGGGUCCGCCCGCUUGCCGGUAUUACUUUGCAGAAAGCCCUUCUCUCCCCUGCCAUCUGCAUCCAAGAUGGACUCUCACAGUGGCUCCUCCGCCUUCCCUGUCAUCAUCUCUCACGCCCUCCAGGCCUGCCUCCUGCUCACUGAGUUGCCAAGCUGCGGCCUGGCCGGCAGUGGCAGUGGCGGAGUUAGACAAAGCCCCCGCCUUCCCCGCCCGAGAGCCCCCCCCCCAGGGCGCCCCAAGUGGCGGGAAGGCCGCCAGCUCCCCAGGCCCAGGCCGCUCUUUGUCUGGCGUGGGGGCGGGGAGCUGAGCCUGGCCCCAGGAGCUUCCUGGCCUCUGCCAAGCCCUCUCAGCUCUCUGCACACUGCGCUCAUUGUCUGAGAUGCUCCACACCGGCUGAGCUGACGUGGAACCGCCUCCCUGGCCUCUUUCAGCCCAGGUGCUGGUGUCUUACAGAAGGAGAGGGCAUGAGUGGCGGAGGAGCACCCUUCCACCCCGACUCCCCAGGGGGGCAGACAUCUUCCUAUUAAUGAAUAGGGUGCUGGCUUUGACACAAAGUCAGGUUCAUCUCCACUCCUCCAGGGUGAUACCAGGCUUGAGGUCCUCUGCCAGUAUGGGGGUACUUCUCAUUCCUUCUUUACCCUCAGCCCCUUAAGGGCAUUCCCAACGUCAUUAAUCCUUCUACUGGGGAGCAUGGCCUCAAACAAGUGGAGAAACUGAGCCCCGGAAGAGCCUUGACAGGUCCCACCGCCAGGAGUGGCACUGCUGGGACAGACUCCCAAGUCCAGGAGAAAAGAUGUGACAGGGAGGGAGUGUCCAUUCACCGUCUACUAGCAUGGCGACCUCCUCCCAGUAUCGCCAGCUGCUGAGUGACUAUGGGCCUCCAUCGCUAGGCUACACCCAGGGAACUGGAAAUAGCCAGGUGCCUCAGAGUAAAUAUGCAGAGCUGCUGGCCAUCAUUGAAGAGUUGGGGAAAGAGAUCAGACCCACGUAUGCAGGGAGCAAGAGUGCCAUGGAGAGGCUAAAACGAGGCAUCAUUCAUGCCCGAAGCCUGGUUCGGGAGUGCUUGGCUGAAACGGAACGGAACGCCAGGUCCUAGCCCCUGGCCAGUCUGCAGGCCCAUCUCUACCCCAUGGAGAUGAGAGGCUUUGUUCAAAAUGGCAGUAAUUUUUCUACCACAGUCAUUAAGCUCUGAACCCACACUCAAAAGAUUGGGAAGACAUUUUGCAGUAACUGACGAUGUGCAUUUUAAGUAGUUAGGAAUGACCCAGCUCUUUUUUCUUUUCAAGCAUUUGAAAGAUGUUUGUCAAGCCACUUCACAGCAAGCUAUUGUUUGUCCCCAAAUACCAGUGUCCCCUUUAACCUCCCUUUGGAUACAUUUUCCAUUUGCAUCACCCCAGUUGACUUCCUUUCCAUGAGCUCACCUGCCUCUGAGGAGUUGAGUGCAGACCACAGCACGUUUGCUUAGUAGCUGGCCUGCCUGUGUACAGUGUAGACCCUGCUUCACGGAGCUUCUCUGCUUAAGCGUUUGCAUGACUGAGUGCUUUGAAGUCAAUCUUUAAAAUGCACAGGUUAUAAAUACAGAAGAAAGAGCAAUCCACCCAACCUACCAAGCACCCUGCAAAUGUCCGUCCUGAGACUAGAUCUCAGUUCCGUGUUUACUGUGAGCCGAUCACAACAUCUGGAAGAAAACGACUGAAACGUUGCAUCUUUGUAUUUAUUACUUGAUGUAAUAAAGCUUAUUUUCAUUAA